Molecule: messenger RNA, 717 nt
Organism: Paramecium tetraurelia
Lineage: Eukaryota; Ciliophora; Oligohymenophorea; Peniculida; Parameciidae
Exons: 1
Source: RefSeq, a predicted model, not a curated record
AUGCUAUUAAUGCGAACAAGGGUAUUAUGCUAGUAGAAUAUUUGGAAUUGUCAAAUUUGUCCUUCUGAACUUCAUUGCAAGACUUUUUAUCACUAAGAUAAGAUAUCUCAAGAUAACUGGAAAUAAUAAGUAAGAUCAUUUUAUUAUGCUGCAAUCUAAUCCUAUGAUAUGAGUCACGAUUUUACUGAAUUUAGCUAAAGUUCAGAAAUACAGGAUUUUGAAAUAGUUUGUCUUGAUUGUGUUCAAGGAUUUGACCUUUAAAAUAAAUAAUGCAUACCUUAAUGUCCAACUCUUUGUUUGGAAUGUGUAAGAUCAAAUGGUCAAAAUAUAUGUAUUAGAUGUCCUUUGGAAGUGAAUUAAAGAAUCAUUAGUUUAUAUAAUAACUAAUGCAUUCGAUGUCCUCCUAAUUGUAAUUUAUGUAGAAAAAGAGAUUAAGCAGAAAUUUUCUUAAUUAAUCCAAUAUUUUAAAAUUCUAAUUAUUGGGAUUAUAGUAAUUAAUGUUUGGGGUUUAAUUCAGAUUCCAAUUUAUAUUAUAAUUCAUUUUUUGGAUUAGUUUUUUAAUAAAUUGAUAUUGAUACCAAAUAGGAAAAUUAAGUUACUCUUGAACUAAAUUUGAUAUGUUCUGAAAUUGUUUAUCAGAAUCUAACUUUUCACUUAGAUGAUUCUUUAAUAUUUUGCUCAAUUUAAUAGAGAAUCAUUUUACAAGUUGGCGAAUGA